UUUAGUAAUGUAAUGUCAUACUGGAAAAACAAAAGAGUAAAUAGUCCGUUUUAGGUUUUUAUUCGGUUGCAUUUAAUGGAAAAAACGUAAUUUGACCUGAGCGAGUUACCUGGUACACACAGGUUCACCUGAAGUGUGGUCAGGUUUAACUUCCAGGUAUCAGAUACCACUCUACCACCGCGAGCUACUCGAGACCGGAACAGCUGCUGUCACAGACAGGUAGCAUAAAAAUGCAGGCUAACAUGCUCCCGGAGGCUUACGGGUGCGUUGUGGCAAACAGGUAUGGGGAUCUCCUGGAUGACGAGGCCGACCCUUUCGACUUGAUCAGCAAAGUGGAACAGGAGAAGAAGGAGAAGAAGAAGAAAAAGAAGCAAGAAGGCAAAGAGAAGAAAGCUGGUCAGAAGGAAUCUCAGAAGGACAGACGCCUUCCCUUUGCGUCGGAAGUUCAAGACCGGGCUCCAGUCCGUCAGCAGCAUCAGGCACUUCCUGGACCAGUGGCUGCGAGGGGAGAUGUUAGAGAGGAGGCUCAUGGGGUUAUAAAGAGAGCUACCUUUGGGGAGCGUUGGGCCAACAAAGAGGACUAUCCACAGGAGUUUUCCAUCUCCAGGCCUUCCUAUAAUGCAAACUCUGACUUCAGAGGCAGAGGGGGGAGAGAAUACUCAAGGAACUCUGACAACUUCGACCUGAGGGGCGAGAGAGAAUAUGAUCGACAAAGUGGAACAGGUAUCUCUCCUGAGGAAAAGAGGGGAGGCCGAGGACCCUGGAACUGGGGCAGUGUUGAAGAUCAUGCAAAAAGUGAGUCAAUGGAGGUGAUCUCCGCUGCUACCGUCAAAUCUGAGAAGCCCCAAACACGUGCGGAGGAAGAGAAUCAGAAUCGUUAUGAUAGGGCAAUGGAAGAAGAGGAUGGGGAAGUGCUGGUCCAGGUUGCCAUGGAGAUGACCCUAGACGAGUGGAAGGCCGUGCAGGAGACGAGUCGUCCCAAGGCCGACUUUAACAUCCGAAAAUCUGGGAACAAGAUUCCCUCCAAAGCCAAGGUCAUCCACCAAUCAAAGCACACAGAGAAUGUGAAGGAGGGGACCGUGGAAGAUGGACACUUCCUCCGCAGCUCUGUGAAUGACAUCACCUCCCUUCUGGAGAUCAACUUCGGGAGCCUUGGACGUCCCAGUCGUGGGGGUCGGGGAAGGGGAGCAAGAGGUGGCCCGACUAACCGCCAAGAGAGAGCCAGACCCAUACUGGAGAGGGAGGAGGAUCUGGCUCCAAACCCAGAUGACCCAGAAGACUUCCCAGCACUAUCAGCAGGAAGAUAACUGAAUUCACUUCUCGUUGACCUCCUGUGGGGAAAUAGGUUGCACUUGACUUUUGGGUUUUAUGUACUUAUUUUGUUCUGUUGCACUAAAGACACUGUUCUACAUUUGAC
This is a messenger RNA of Anarrhichthys ocellatus (wolf-eel), 1417 nucleotides long. Its product is annotated as intracellular hyaluronan-binding protein 4-like. Bases 231 to 1307 code for a protein of 358 amino acids. The transcript is spliced from 9 exons. Lineage: Eukaryota; Metazoa; Chordata; Actinopteri; Perciformes; Anarhichadidae. Gene Ontology annotation, cellular component: nucleus; cytoplasm. The record is from RefSeq and is a predicted model, not a curated record. Gene Ontology annotation, biological process: positive regulation of translational initiation; positive regulation of RNA splicing. Gene Ontology annotation, molecular function: RNA binding.